Molecule: messenger RNA, 1305 nt
Organism: Sungouiella intermedia
Lineage: Eukaryota; Fungi; Ascomycota; Pichiomycetes; Serinales; Metschnikowiaceae
Source: the annotation of a GenBank genome assembly
AUGCUCAACAUUAACGAACGUGUGGAUAGCCUUAUCCAGUGGAUCAACAAUGCCCACAAUGCAUCACUCAAGCUGUCCAAUGCCUCAUACAUUUCACCAAAACUUAUAGUCAAGCAUUCCGACGACUCUGGUCGUGGUCUUUACGCUGCAGACUCCAUUGGUGCCAAUGAGCGCCUAGUGAGGAUCCCUCCGCUGUUUCUAAUGAACUUUACCACUGUUCUUGCACACAUCACAAAGCAUAAUCCAGAGAUUACUCUCACCGAGCCAUAUUAUGCAAAUAUCUAUGUGCCUCCAACCGUGGAUGACUCCGUUGGCAAAUUAUACUCGAAAUUGAAUCUUUCGUCACUUUUGGAACUUCUGUCCUUCCAGCUUCUUGCCAUGUUUCUCGUUCUCGAACGUUCCAGAGGCACCCUGUCUUACUGGAAACCAUUCAUCGAUAUGCAACCAGAAAUCAGCGAGUUGGGGUUGGCUCCCGUCAUUUGGAAGGUGUUAGAUGUGGCCAAUUGUGACCUUUUGUGGCGGAUGCUUCCGCGGUCUGCCCGGAAACAUGCUGAAGCUGUGGUUGCGAGGUUUGACAAAGACUACUUGACGAUUCAACAAAAGCUUCCACUGGUGGGACAGCAAAUAUCUAGAAAUAACUUUCUUUGGGCGUGGAUGUGUAUUAAUUCUCGUUGUUUAUAUAUGGAGAUCCCUCAGGCCAAGGAUGCAAGUGAUAAUUUCACGUUGGCACCCUACGUGGAUUUCCUUAACCAUCUGAAUGACGACCAAUGCGGAAUCAAAAUUGACACACUCGGCUUUCAUGUGAUGACCUCGUGCAAGUAUCUUCCAGGGGAGGAACUUUACUUCAGCUAUGGCCCUCACUCCAACGAAUUCUUGCUCUGUGAAUACGGUUUCAUGUUGCCUGAGAAUAAGUGGAACUAUAUUGACAUCACAGAUUUCAUCAUACCUAUGCUUCGGCCAGCACACGUGGAAUUUCUUAAGAUCUGGGGUUACUAUGGCGAGUACACUGUCAACAAAUCUGGGAUGUCAUUUCGAACAGAGAUUGCGUUGGCGACGCUCCAGGAGACUUCACCCCAGGAUUCUCGAAGACUCAAGGUAUUUAUAGACGGAAUUUCAGAUGGUCAAGUUUAUUCUCAUAGACUGAGGGACUUGCUCCGCAAAAUAUUGCAGAAGCUUAUUAAUGAUAGCGAAAGGAAGCUAAGCAGCCAAGGCGAGUACGACGAAGAAACAUUGAGAAGAAUUACUGCUGUCCAAUCUUUAUUCAAAGAUAUCCAGGAAAUUUCACUGAUUGCUUUGUCGGAAUAA